Molecule: messenger RNA, 275 nt
Organism: Staurois parvus
Lineage: Eukaryota; Metazoa; Chordata; Amphibia; Anura; Ranidae
Source: the annotation of a GenBank genome assembly
ACCAGGGGCAGACUGACCAUGUGGAAACUCAAGCACUGCCAGAAGGCCCGGGGUCAGUAGGGGGCCCCAUGAGAUGCCCCUGGUACCUUUUUCAUAGGCUUUUUUGAGUUUGGGCAAGGACACAGGGGCCCCAUGAUCCCCUAUUGCCCGGGGGCCCCAUGAGUUAUCAGUCCGCCCCUGAUAUGGACUGCACUCUUGUUCCACUACUCGUGCCCAUCAUUGGUGUCAGUGGGGGGAAUAGUGCCCCAUCAUUGGUGUCAGUGGGAGGAAUAGUG